AUGCCGACUCAUUACGCUUCGCAAGUCGCCAUUGCCCUUCGCCCGUGGGACAACGCAGGCUCCACGUAUGUGUGCGAGUCGACGGGCGCCUUCACGACGACGGAAAAGGUUCACGCCCACUUCGAGGGCGGUGAACUCGGAGCCACCGUGAUCAACGACCAGUUCGGCACGGAGUGGGUGCUUCUCGUGGUGCUAUUGGUGCUGGAGGGUCUGGGCACUAGUGAUGAAAACGAAGAAGAGGGGCCGUUGGAAGAGGCCGACCUCCCUGCGUCGAGCUGCGCGGAACGGUUGACACUAGGAAAUGAGGACACUGUUAUUGUGGGCGUGGAAGCCCCCAUCGUGGAAAUAGUGGCGAAGAUGAAGGACGGUCAGGGCGUGAAGUACCUGACGAUGGCCAGCUCGUAUGAGGUGUUCUGGCUGCCCAGGGAGGCUGUGAUGCCCGAGUAUGCGUCGUUGGUGACCGCUUUUGAGCAAGCGGAUAGGAGGAAGAAGGGGUUGCCGGAGCUACGUCGAAGUGCGCGUUUGGCGGAUGCUAACGCCCAAGUCGAUGAUGACUUUUUGCUGCUGGCGUAG
Phytophthora sojae is the source of this 573-nucleotide messenger RNA. RefSeq lists its product as hypothetical. The record is from RefSeq and is a predicted model, not a curated record. Bases 1 to 573 code for a protein of 190 amino acids. Lineage: Eukaryota; Oomycota; Peronosporomycetes; Peronosporales; Peronosporaceae. The transcript is spliced from 4 exons.